Molecule: messenger RNA, 590 nt
Organism: Pseudomassariella vexata
Lineage: Eukaryota; Fungi; Ascomycota; Sordariomycetes; Amphisphaeriales; Pseudomassariaceae
Exons: 3
Coding region: 185-391 (68 amino acids)
Source: RefSeq, a predicted model, not a curated record
GCGACCGAGCAGCGUCUUAAUCUGUUGCUACCUCGUAAUCCCGACAUUUGAAUACAGCCUGACUCCAUCAAUGAGGCCAAUCGCCACGACAUGCCUCUUCGCUAUCUUACCAGCUAAUCACUGGUUCUCGUGUUGAUUGCAACACCGAGCCUGAAAUAAAGGCAAUGGGUAAGGCAUAAUAAUCAUGCGAUGGCAGCUUCGUAACAUAGAACCGACCAGUUCUCUCAACCCCUAUGAGUCGACGACGCAAAAACGACAGCAUAUAAAGCCUCUACCUGAAACCACAUUAUCCACACAAUCAUCUUUAUACAGAUGGACUAUAAGUAUCCCAUGCCACCUCCUUAGCCGGCGACCGAGUGUACUGAAACGAGCGGUUUCACCUGAUGGAUAAUCUCGAGUGCCGACCUAAGAAUCCUGUCUGUGACUUGUAUAAAGAAGAAGGAUAGUAUCCAUACAAUCGAAGCGGUUAGCAACCGUGGUGUCUUGAAGCCGAGCAGUAGGAGAUGGCAAGUCCGAUUAGGUAGGGCAGAUAGGAGGCCUCAAAUGUCGUGGGUCGAGGAUUAUUAACAGUCUGAUGGGAAAAUGAGAAA